AUGGGAAAGUACGCGGGGAAAAGCCAGGUAUUGGUAAAGCCAAAGACCACGAAAGAGCUGAGUACAGUCGUCACAUGGUGUCACGACCGGAACGUUGCCAUAGUACCCCAGGGAGGAAACACUGGUCUUGUUGGCGGGUCGACUCCGAUACAUGACGAGCUGAUACUCUGUCUCUCCAACCUGAACGCUGUUCGCUCCUUCGACCCCGUCAGUGGAAUCCUUACAGCAGAAGCCGGCAUCAUACUCGAACAAGCCGACUCUUUCCUUGCCUCUAAAGGUUUCAUCUUUCCUCUCGACUUGGGCGCAAAAGGGUCUUGUCAGAUAGGAGGCAACGUGGCCACCAAUGCAGGAGGAUUGAGGCUGUUGAGAUAUGGAAGUCUGAGGGGAAGCGUGCUUGGGUUAGAGGUGGUUCUUCCAGAUGGGAGAAUAUGGAACGGACUUAGCGGUCUACGGAAAGACAAUACUGCAGGGUAUGAUCUCAAACAGCUAUUCAUUGGCUCAGAGGGAUCAAUAGGUAUCAUCACCGCCAUCUCCAUAUUAUGCCCUCGACGACCUACGUCUACGAAUGUGGCAUUAUUCUCAGUCCCCUCCUACGCCGCUUGCCUCAAGGUCUUUUCACAAACUAAAGCGCACUUGGGGGAGAUCCUCUCUGCUUUCGAAAUGUUUGAUGCCACUUCGUAUGAAGCGGUGAAAAAGCAUGGAGGGGGUGGGACAGGGAGAAAAGUGUUUGGAGAUGAAAGCGAGGGGCCGUUCUACUGCCUUGUGGAGACAGGAGGUAGCAACGCCGAGCACGAUUCCGAGAAAUUAUCUUCCCUAUUCGAAACUCUCCUAUCAGACUCCCUGAUACUCGACGGCGUUCUAGCUCAAGACGCCUCACAAGCCCACAACCUCUGGCAGAUACGCGAAGAGUGCCCAUCCGCGUUGAGUGCAGCGGGCAAAGCGUACAAGUACGACUUGUCCGUGCCCGUCGAGAAGAUGUAUGAAGUCGUUGAGCGCAUGAAAGAAAGGAUGGAAUCGCUGGCAUGGGUAGGAGGAAAGGUCAGGGAUGUUGCCGGGUUUGGCCAUAUGGGAGAUGGCAACUUGCAUCUGAAUGUUGUAGCCACCGAGUUCAGCGAGGAGGUGCAAAGUGCAAUAGAACCUUUUGUCUACCAGUUGACUGCGGAAUACAACGGGUCCAUCUCGGCUGAGCAUGGGCUGGGAGCGAUGAAGGCUCCUUACAUUUCAUACUCCCAGUCACCCGCCUCGAUCGAGUUGAUGAAGAGGCUCAAAAAGACAUUCGAUCCGAAGGGCAUCAUGAAUCCCUACAAAUUUAUCCUAUAA
Molecule: messenger RNA, 1320 nt
Organism: Cryptococcus wingfieldii CBS 7118
Lineage: Eukaryota; Fungi; Basidiomycota; Tremellomycetes; Tremellales; Cryptococcaceae
Product: D-lactate dehydrogenase
Exons: 6
Coding region: 1-1320 (439 amino acids)
Cellular component (GO): mitochondrion
Molecular function (GO): FAD binding; catalytic activity
Source: RefSeq, a predicted model, not a curated record